AUGGCAAAGUGGGCUGUCGAGCUAACGGAGUAUGAUAUUGAAUAUCGCAAUAAGACAAGUGCUAAAUCGCAGGUCCUCGCAGAUUUUCUGGUAGAGCUUUCGCCAGAGCUAAUCCAGACCGACCUACCUGACGAGAAGUGGUCCUUGUACGUCGAUGGAUCCUCCUCGUCCCGAGGCGCAGUUAUCGGCAUCCGCCUAGAAUCUCCGACGAAAGAGAUAUUGGAGCAAUCGUUCCGGCUCGAAUUUCCAGCCUCCAAUAAUGAAGCAGAGUACGAAGCUUUACUCGCAGGACUACGUCUAGCGCAAAGAAUCGGGGUCAAAAAAAUCGAAGCUUUCUGCGACUCCCAGCUCGUUGCUAGUCAGUAUAGCGGCGAUUACGACACCAGAAACGACCGGAUAGAUUUGUAUCUUAAAGCCGUCAAAAACCUCACUGAUCGCUUUGAAUUUUUCUCACUCACCAGAAUUCCGAGGAGUGACAACACCUCAGCAGAUGCACUAGCCGCCCUUGCAUCGACGUCCGAACCACAUCAAAGGCGCGUAAUCCCGGUCGAAAGCAUCGAUUCCCCCAGCAUCGUCCUACCUCGAGGAGUAUGCACGGUUCGAGAACUCGAAGCGAACAGAUUGGACGCCAUCGAGUUACCUCCCCCGGAGGUCAUCGAUGAACCUGCCGAACAAGAGCCAGCAACCGAAGACUGGAGGAUCGAAAUCUUGCUCUACAUUACAAACGGCCAAGUCCCACCCGACCGAUGGGCAGCGAGACGCUUAAAAGUUCGAAGCGCUAAAUACAUUCAGUCACACGGCAACCUCUAUCGUUGGAGCUCGACGGGCGCCCUGCUCAAUUGUCUUCAUGGCGAAGAGACACUCGAUGUCAUGCGGGAAACACAUGAAGGAGCGUGUGGAAAUCACUCCAACGGUCGAGCUCUCGCUCUAAAAAUCAAGAACCACGGUCAUUUUUGGCCGACAAUGCUUACCGAUUGCGAUCGAUUCGUAGCUCGCUGCGAGCAAUGCCAACGACAUGCGCCAAUGAUCCACGCACCAGCCGAGCUUCUGGCUGCUUCCUCGCCACCUUAUCCCUUUAUGCGAUGGGCGAUGGACAUCGUCGGUCCACUUCCUCGAUCCCGACAAACACGAUUCAUGCUUAUCAUCACCGAUUACUCUACGAAAUGGGUCGAGGCCGAAUCGUACGCCAAAAUCAAAGCAACCGACGUGAAGAACUUCGUCUGGAAAAACAUCAUCUGCCGCCACGGAUUACCCUACUAG
Messenger RNA from Eutrema salsugineum, 1260 nucleotides. RefSeq lists its product as uncharacterized. The coding region runs from base 1 to 1260 and encodes 419 amino acids. The transcript has a single exon. The record is from RefSeq and is a predicted model, not a curated record. Gene Ontology annotation, molecular function: RNA-DNA hybrid ribonuclease activity; nucleic acid binding. NCBI's taxonomy places the organism in Eukaryota, Viridiplantae, Streptophyta, Magnoliopsida, Brassicales, Brassicaceae. Gene Ontology annotation, biological process: DNA integration.